Halichondria panicea is the source of this 1511-nucleotide messenger RNA. RefSeq names its product BRO1 domain-containing protein BROX-like. The coding region runs from base 112 to 1371 and encodes 419 amino acids. Lineage: Eukaryota; Metazoa; Porifera; Demospongiae; Suberitida; Halichondriidae. The record is from RefSeq and is a predicted model, not a curated record. The transcript is spliced from 9 exons.
AAGCCCACCGAACAACACAGACUGUCAUGUGACAAGAGAAGAAGAGUGAUAGUUCUGAUUCUGUACAUGUAAACAAAGCUCAAGAAGACUGAGGAUCUACUACUGAGAGCCAUGGCACACUGGUUCCAUAGAAACCCACUCAAGGCAACAGUUCUGGUCAAAUUCGAGGCACUCCAGAAGAGUUCCAAAGGAGCCACAUGCAAAGAGAUCAUCACUAAACUCAAGGCUGGUCGAGCGUGUUUCCAAGAGUUAGUGUCCAAGCACUCGAGUGCAGUAGAUGAGGUCACGGUGGCGUUCACAGAGUACGCUGGCCUGCUCCGAGGGUUGGUGGAUGCUCCAGAGGGAGGGGACAGUAAGCUGAGGGGACUCACUUCCUUCAAGUGGACUAGCUCUUGUCUCGGCCGCACUCCAAGUAUACAGACUGAUGCCUGGUUUGAGGUGAUCUCUGUUGUCAUGCAGCUAGCCAUCUGGCAUACCAAGCACGCAGCACACAUUGCCAUGGACGACAGUAUCUCUGUGGACCAAGCUAAGGAGGUUCACCGGAGUCUCAAACUAGCAGCUGGCAUGUUCCUCAACGUCAAGGAGACCCUCCUCCCCAAGCUACAGGCCACACCAGACAAGGGAGUGGAUACUGACCAGCGAGUGGUAGAUGCAUACGCACAACAAGCACAAGGUGAAGCACAAGAGGUGACUAUAGGAAGAGCCCUGGAGAUGGGCCACAAAGCCAGCGUUAUAUUCUCUCUGGCCAUGGAGACUGCAGCCAUCUUUAAACAAGCUGCUGAUGCUCUGAAGACGCUGGACCCAGUGUUGUUUGGAAAGUGGGGCCAUUAUCUCGGGCUCAAAGCAGCUGUGUAUGAGGCCUAUGCCUACUGUUUCUAUGGCAAGGAGCUAUUGGAGCUAGAGAAGUGUGGAGAGUCCAUUAGAGUGCUAAGGCAUGCUCAGGCCUUGAGCACCCAGGCGAGCAAGAUGUGUGACAGGUACAAUCGUACCAAGGGAGCGGGUACCAUUGCUCACCCGGAGAGACAUCCCUUCUUCCAAAAACUGGCACCCAUGGUCAAACUCCACCUGGACAAGAGCGAGAGAGAAAAUGGAUUCAUUUACCAUCACAAGGUUCCGGAGGAGUUGCCUGUGAUAGAGAAGAAGCAAGUGUACGGACUAGCCACACCCGAGGACUUCACCCUCCCCCCACACCACCCCCUCUGGACCCCCGAGGCAUACGCUGCCUUCGAGGUCUCAGCACAGGCCAGUGAGAAGUAUGACACCAAGGCCUCGGCAGCUCAAGAGGAAAUUGCCCCUGUACAAGAGCCAGACAUUGCCCCAGGCAAGAUACCACAGCCCAAGUCGACCAAGUCAGACUGCACCAUUUCCUAGCCUCAGACUUGUAUGCACAUCUUCGUUAAUUUGUGCUAUUUUGCACUUUUGUUUUGUCCAUUUAAUCGUCAUUGUACGUACGUAUAAUUAUACUGUAGCCUUUUAUCAGCACCGUAACUGAGGAUUAUUAUUAAAUCGGA